This is a messenger RNA of Cydia pomonella (codling moth), 1776 nucleotides long. RefSeq lists its product as uncharacterized. The record is from RefSeq and is a predicted model, not a curated record. Bases 117 to 806 code for a protein of 229 amino acids. The transcript has 6 exons. NCBI's taxonomy places the organism in Eukaryota, Metazoa, Arthropoda, Insecta, Lepidoptera, Tortricidae.
UUCCAAUAUCAUUCUGAUGUUAGUGUUCGUUCGAAUUGGCCUGUGAGUAUAAAACGGAACGGGUUCCUUAAUAAUAAUCUUUGGUUUUUUGGCUUCGAUAGGAUUCAUUGUUAAAAAUGUUGAAAAUAGUUGGUAUUUUAGCCAUGGUCACUAUGGCUUAUGCCGCUUUAGCAAGAUAUCCACCUCAAGAGAAGCCGGCAGAGUUUGCGAACCAAGAAGGAUGCUACAUCGCGGCCCUGAAGAGAGUGUUGCCUUACGAAACACCUUAUUAUCCAGAUCAAAAAUGUGAACGGUACAUUUGUCAAAGAAACGGAGAAACUCGCUGGGAAACUUGCGGGGCUGUCUUCAUCAAGCCAGGAUGCAGAAAGACUGAAGUCGACCUCAAAGGUAGCUUUUUAAACAUCUUUUCUGUAAAAAUGUACAGUUUUUGUUUAAGUAUUGUUUGGCUAUCAGCUGUGGUGUAUACUAACGCUGCUGUUGCGUUGUAUAAGGCACAAGAAAAGCCCGCAGAAUUUGCAAACGAGGAGGGAUGCUACAUAGAACACUUGAAUAAAGUGAUACCAUAUGGCGAUUAUUACCCGGAGAAGUCGUGUUACAAGUACACGUGUGAUACGGAUAAUAUUACGCAGGCGUUCUCGUGUGGCGUCUUAGCAGUAUUGCCUGGUUGUCGCAUAGUUGAAGACCGCUCUAAACAUUAUCCUGACUGCUGUGGCAAGGCUGUCUGCGAUACAACUACGCCGCGUUCAACUGUGGCAACCUGCGACGAUUCUGCAACCUCUGAAGCUCCAGGAACCACUGAGGCAUAAACAUAGAACUUAGAGCCACCUCUCACUAGCGUAUCCCGAGCGUCGGCGUCUAAUCAACGGUAUGGCUGCUGCUCAACGCAACGUUGGUGCAACUGCCCUGCGACGCCAUUUUCCAUAGCGCUGCCUAGACGCCGACACUCAAAAGACGCUAGUGUGGGGUGGCCCUUAAACUCAAUCUAAGCGAUCGAUGGCACAGAAUAAAUAAUAGUACUACCGUAUAGAAAUGCCACUUCCUACAAAACCGAAGUUCGACAGCGAUUCAGGGACGAAUUACGCUGGCACUAUCCCUUUUGGCAAUUUAGGGUUGUCAAAAUACAAGUCAUUAUCUUAUCUAUGGUCGUGCACGUAUAGGGAUGUCAAGUUGUUCCAACCCUAAUAAUUGUUCGGAGCAAUGCUGAGCCGAACGGAGCCGAGAAAAGCCGAAAGGAGGAGUGUCGCCCUACUUGCACUACCUACUAAUUUAAAACAAAAAUCGAUUUAGAUUAGAAUUAGAACUUUUUGUAAUAAGGUUGCCGCCUUUAGGCCCCGUAGGUUCGUAUUCUCUCACUUUCACUGAGCGUGCUGUGCGUGUUCCGGAUCUGUACCCCUAGUAUAAAUUUAGUCGAUAGCGAAAAGCGAAAAAUCUCAUACAAAAUGACACUUAACGCAAACGCGUACGUCACGUUUCGCUGUCGAAAAUAUUUACACUAGGGGUACUGAACUGAAUAUGUAACUUAUGUAAGUCAUACUCAACCUCGAAAUCGCGAAAAAAAAAACAGCUUUUCCAUAGAAAAAGUGAUUCACCAAAACGUAUGAGAUGGCUGAUUUGUUUUGCGAUUUCAGGGUUGGGCCCAUAGUAAAAUUUAUUCAGUAAGACCUAAAUAUCCACCCCUCAGCGCACGGUCAAACAACAAUUUCCUUAAUAUCAAUAGGGCGUGUAAAUUGUAGAAACAAAUAAUGUAUCUAAAAUGAUUACACGAUAUAACUAGAA